AUGGGACGAGAGAACAUUGGAGUCGCGGUCCCAGAAGGCACAGGCUACCUGGACACACUGAACGUGUACCACGAGCUCCACUGCCUGAAGAGAAUCUAUCGGUUCAUGUACCCCGAUUACUAUUUCCCAGGGUUUACGGAGGAAGAGCAUGAGAUGAACUGGAUGCAUAAUGAACAUUGCAUUGACUUUCUUCGUCAAUCGGCCAUGUGCCACGGUGAUACCGGCCUUAUUACCUUUGAAUGGAGAGAGGAAUCUCGUCUUCCCGUUGCCAAUGCAACCUCUCAUCAAUGCGUGAGUUGGAACAAGCUGGAUCGAUGGACCAAAGCGAGGACGGAGGAUAUAAUGAAGCCUGGUUGGCUUGUUCAACUUAUUUUGGGUACAUAA
Molecule: messenger RNA, 384 nt
Organism: Aspergillus alliaceus
Lineage: Eukaryota; Fungi; Ascomycota; Eurotiomycetes; Eurotiales; Aspergillaceae
Product: oxidase ustYa family protein
Exons: 2
Coding region: 1-384 (127 amino acids)
Biological process (GO): mycotoxin biosynthetic process
Source: RefSeq, a predicted model, not a curated record